Molecule: messenger RNA, 2207 nt
Organism: Hippocampus zosterae (dwarf seahorse)
Lineage: Eukaryota; Metazoa; Chordata; Actinopteri; Syngnathiformes; Syngnathidae
Gene: uts2d
Product: urotensin 2 domain containing
Exons: 5
Coding region: 1471-1827 (118 amino acids)
Biological process (GO): regulation of blood pressure; blood vessel diameter maintenance
Cellular component (GO): extracellular region
Molecular function (GO): hormone activity
Source: RefSeq, a predicted model, not a curated record
CCAUUUUUUAAACUUCUGUGAUGGAGUGUCAUGUAAAUAUACAUGGUUGGCAUCAAAGUAUUUACUAUUCAGGUAAUCCUGGAAUAUUUAUUAUGUCCAAGAGCAGUCUUUGUUUUGGUCUUGAGAACAAGCCCUGACUUCUCUAUGUCAAAAUCUGACAUAUGAACGAGACCCGUUAAAGUGGUCUUUAGACCACCUCUGAAGACCACUAUCGAUCUCAACAAUGACGAUAAUGACUAACACGCGAAAGGACUAUGCUAGCAGUAUUUAAAUUUUGGCGAGGGCUACUUCGGAGUUACGGCUUCCCUCAGAGGGCCGGUGCAAAAUCUCAACAUUAUUUAUUACCCAUGACAAUUUGACAUUUCGGUACAGAUUUUAGCAAGAAUCAUGAUAAUUAACAGACAUGAUUUGCUCCCGCGGGCCACAUAAAAUGAUGUGGGGGGGGCCAUAUCUGGUCCCCAGGCCGUGACUUUGACACCUGUGCUCUAGAAUAUAUACCGCAUUAGCUCCUCUGAGACUGCAAAUUAAAUUUGUAUGAAAUGGAUAGGUCAGACGACAAUGUCUUUGGUUCACGACAAGUGAAACUUUUUUUAUGGCUCAUACUUAGGAAAUUCAAUUCCCUGAGAGCCAUCUCUGACGUAUAAUUUAGCUCAACGUCACUUCACUCUUCAUUCCCAAACUCUCGUCCCCUGUGCUCCGUUUAAAUUCAGUCGCCAAAUAACUUAAGUGAUCGAUUUGCAAAAAUGGUGCUUUGACGGGAGAUCCAAGACGUCAACAGUCCCUUGCCUGAAGCGUGGAGGCAUGCAGGAACUUUUAUGAUAUCUUGACCAGCCAAAUUCAUCCGAUGCCUGCCAGCUCAUUUCCUAAACACCACGUUCGCACGAUACCUGCUCCUUUGGCAGUGCUUCAUUGACGCACAAAGUGUAGUGAUAUAGUGAGGUGCUGGUUAGUUGGCUCGGCUGCUGUGAUAAAUGCCCCCUCACCUCCAAAAUGAGUCCUGCAGCCAAGACUGUGGAGCUCAUCUCUUGCUCUAAUGGACUUGAGGAAAGAAUCAAUUUACUUAGACCUGCCUCAUCGUACCGACACAAUUCUAUGAAGCUACUUAAGGAAUUAAUUAAUAUAAAAGAAAAAGACUCGCAGUUGCCAAAAAAUGUGAUUCAGUUCUCUCAUAACUAUCAAGCAGAUUGAUGACUUCCUCUCUAUGCUUGAUUCGCUGGUGUCACAGUGAUCUAGACUUACUGGCCUUGCCUAUAACGUCAUUUUUCCGUCAAGCUGCAAUGUCGUCCCAGUGAAAGCGUUGACUACUGACGACACAAACUGACAUGUUAUUGAUUUGAUACGCAAGUGGCUGACUGGCUCCGCCUACUUUCUCGGAAACGAUACAUAUAUUGAAGGGAUGGACCCAAGGAAGAGAAUCGCCGGCUUGAGGAGUUCAUACAGCACCGCAUCUGGGACCAUACAUUUAGUGUCAUGGAUAGGGUGAGACUUGUCAACUACAUCUUGGGACUCCUGGGUUUGUUACUACUGCAGGGUGUGAUAGAUGUGCAAGGAAGGAACUUAUUUAACGCAGAUAACCGGGUUUUGAAUCCAAAAGACGGCAUAGAUAUCCAGAGCAAAAUUUUAUCACUGCUUCUGCAUAAAAGCUUAGUUCCUCUUGAAAAGAAUGACACUCCAGGUCUUGAACUGGUUGAUAAAUUAGCUGAUUUGGAAGAGUUGGAGGCACUGAGGGACAAUCUGGAACUGGAGAAGGAAAUCGCAGCCAAUUUAGUAGACAAACCAAUCACAAGGAAGAGGGGUGAACCUUGUUUCUGGAAGUACUGUGUGUGAGAUGAGACUCCAGGAAGAUGAGGACCAAUGUGAAAUCUUGCUGCAAAGUCCAGCAAAGCCUUAAGAACCCACAACAGCACUCAUGUGAACACGGUUCAUUUCAGCAAAAGAGACCAUCAUUAACCCGCACCAUCAAGAAUUCGUCGCUUCCAGUUGCUCUCAUCAAGCGACUGCCUGUGUAAAACCAUAACGUGUACGUCAUCCGCGACACGCAGAAGAUGCUUCACCAGGAUAAAUUCACCAAGGUUAUUAUUUGCCUCCCGCUAUUGUGUGUCUUCAUGUUGCUCUCUUGUGGCAGAACGGAGCAUAACAUUUUUGUAAAUGACCAAAAAUUGUAAUGGAAUUAGAUUGUUCUUUUCAAAAUAAAAUGUCAAUGUGAA